Molecule: messenger RNA, 7109 nt
Organism: Hemicordylus capensis (graceful crag lizard)
Lineage: Eukaryota; Metazoa; Chordata; Lepidosauria; Squamata; Cordylidae
Gene: IKZF5
Product: IKAROS family zinc finger 5
Exons: 7
Coding region: 467-1720 (417 amino acids)
Biological process (GO): regulation of transcription by RNA polymerase II
Cellular component (GO): nucleus
Molecular function (GO): DNA-binding transcription factor activity, RNA polymerase II-specific; RNA polymerase II cis-regulatory region sequence-specific DNA binding
Source: RefSeq, a predicted model, not a curated record
AUGUAUUCCCGGAGCAGCGCACGCGCGGCGAUGAGUGAUUUGUUGAACUCUCGCGGGACUUGGUGAAGCGGAGGACGCGCGUUACGUCUAGGCUCCGGGAGACACAACAAACAUGGAGGCAGCAAGAGCGACCGGAGUUGGGGGUGUCAGUGGCUGCAAAGUGCGGCGGAGUGCUCAACAAAUGGAACCCAAGUUAACUUAAAACUGUAAGACGCUGGUGACAGCAGGAGUGAAAAGGAAAGGUACACUGGAGAGGCAAUACUCAGAAAAGUGUAUUUCCAUAUAUGAUGGAACCUGCAUUUCAGGAGUGGAUUCUUGGUGUCCGUUUUAUUUAUCUGAAGCUGAUUAGGCUCAGUAAGGGAGAAUGUGCUUUAUCCUUUGUCUGAUAUCCUGAAGAAUUGUUCAGAAUGUUUUCUACAUGUUAGAAGAAUUCAGGCCCAAAACACAGUGAAGUUGUAGUGUGAAUAUGGGUGAAAAGAAACCAGAACCCUUGGAUUUUGUAAAAGAUUUUCAGGAAUAUCUGACUCAGCAGACUCACCAUGUGAACAUGAUUUCAGGCUCUGUUAGUGGGGACAAAGAAGCAGAGACUCUUCAAGGAGGGACCGAAGGCGAUCAAAAUGGUCUGGAUCAUCCUUCAGUUGAAGUCUCACUGGAUGAAAACUCAGGAGUGUUAGUAGAUGGGUUUGAAAGAACUUUUGACGGAAAAUUAAAGUGUCGAUAUUGUAACUAUGCCAGCAAAGGAACAGCUCGUCUGAUAGAACAUAUCAGAAUCCACACAGGUGAGAAGCCACACAGAUGCCACUUAUGCCCCUUUGCUUCAGCCUAUGAACGUCACCUAGAAGCUCAUAUGCGGUCGCAUACUGGUGAAAAACCUUAUAAAUGUGAAUUAUGUUCCUUCCGCUGUAGUGACAGAAGCAAUCUUUCUCACCAUCGCAGACGCAAACAUAAAAUGGUGCCUAUAAAGGGUACAAGGCCUUCCCUUAGUAGCAAGAAGAUAUGGGGGGUCUUGCAAAAGAAGACCAGUAACUUGGGAUACAGCCGAAGAGCACUAAUUAACCUGAGUCCACCUUCCAUGGUGGUUCAGAAGCCAGACUACCUUAAUGACUUCACCCAUGAAAUUCCAAACAUUCAGACUGAAGCAUACGAAAGCAUGACAAAGCCAACAGAGACUGGUGGGUUGCCAAGAGAUCCACAAGACCUUAUGGUAGAUAAUCCUUUAAACCAGCUAUCUACAUUAGCAGGACAAUUGUCAAGCUUGCCCCCUGAAAACCAAACCCCACCCUCUCCUGAUGUUGUACCAUGUCAAGAUGAAAAGCCUUUUAUGAUGCAGCAGCCUGCUGCACCAGCUGUCGCAGCUGUGUCCACCAGUAUUGCUCAGAGCUCCUCCCCUACAAGUCCUGAACCUCGUCCUGCACACACUCAAAGAAACUACAGUCCAGUGGCAGGUCCCAGCAGUGACCACAGUGCCCAUGCCAGUACUCCAAGCAUAAGUAAUAGUCAGCCAAGUACUCCUGCACCGACUCUUCCAGUUCAGGAUCCUCAGCUUCUCCAUCACUGCCAGCACUGUGAUAUGUAUUUUGCUGACAAUAUCCUUUAUACUAUUCACAUGGGAUGUCAUGGAUUUGAGAACCCUUUUCAGUGUAACAUAUGUGGUUGCAAGUGUAAAAACAAAUAUGACUUUGCUUGCCACUUUGCCAGAGGCCAACAUAACCAGCAUUGAUUGAAUACAAGUUACAUCAUGCUUUCAUUUAUUUGUGUGUUUAAGCACAUCGCUGUCUGUCUUGCUAACAGAGAGGUUGCUUGUUCUAUCUGAGGAAGCUGACUAAGCAAUUUUAACAUUGGAGGUAAAUUACUCUACAUGCUGACAUACUUUGUGGGAGACCUGCUUGUUAGUCAUGGUGGUGUUCCUUAUGUGGUUCCUGAAGUAAAAAAUAAGGCUUAUAGUGCAAUUACACACUUCUACAUGGAUCAUCAGUGCAACAUAAUGUGGACCUCUGGAUCAACCUUUGUAUCCAAGUACAACAGUCCUUUACAUCAAGCUGUGCCACAAAGUAACUCCAUUCCGCCAUGUUUAGUGCACUCAAAUAUGUUCAAUGUAAAAGCUUUACUAUUGUGUAUGAACUGGCUAUCUCUUAAGCUGCUACAAAGAAAAAAUAUGGUGGCAGCAUCCAGAAUGAAGUUUCACUGGAGAAUUGCAUUUCUGCAAGAGAUUCGCAACUUUGGUUAAUCCCUUUUCCUUUGCUGCCCCCUGAAAAUGUUUCUGAGGGCUGCAGAGGGAAGAGGAAGCAGUAACAAUUUUAUCCCCCCACCCCCCGACACAUGAGGGGUAUCUGCUUCUCUGAGUGGAACCUUAAUCUGAUGCUGUCCCUUGUCUACAACUGAACCUAAAAUCUGGCAAAAAUUAACUUGUGGGGCCUUUAAAGCAACUUGGUUACUUACUAUUACCCAAUGUAGAAAGUUAGAAGGAUAGCAACUUCUUAAAUUAGAUACAUAAUGUGAAAUAGGCCACAAAGACACCUACUUUCCAGUACUACUGACCUGUUUAAGAAAUACAUGGAAAUAGUGCCUAGUGUUAUAUGUCUGUAAUUCUUAAAACUGUUCAAAAAGAAAAGCUUGGAACAAAAAUGGGAAAUGUUUUAAAAUGACAUACCGUCAUCCUAAUGCUUAACUUCCAGUGCAUUACAAAUGACUUCAUUGCCUUUAAAUACUGACAAUGUGUACUGUCUUGCCUUCAGUUCUUGGCAUAUUGCACACCUGGGCAGCAGCAUCUUUUGAUGGAAACUAAGCUGUAAGGAGAAUACAGGUUGCUGCUGAGCCAUUUAUAUUUAGCAUGGGUCAGCUUAAGUAUGAAAAAUUAAUGCAUUUCCUUUCGGAAAUUUGAGUCCUGUAAGCAGGAGUUGACAUAACAUGGGUGCAUUGUUUUUGUUCUGGCCAUGACAAAGGAAGACACAGAAGUGAAGAAUCGCUAUGAUUAAUUGCCAUGGAUGAAUACUAUAAAAUAUUUUGUAGUCAACUGUUCUUUUUCUCUUUUUGCUACUGUAUACCUUAACAUUGUACCUAGGAAAGCAAAUAGGCACUUUAAAAAAAAAGUAUGCUAGCAACAUACAUGGAUGCUAGCUUAUGGCACAGGAGUCCUUAACGUUUUAGAAAAAAAAACACUUACUUUGAUAUGCACUUUUAUUGUAUAUCUUUUUUAUUUCACAGGAAAUAAGAGAAGACUCUAUACUGCUGUCUUUUGCAUAACAAGUUAUUAUGCACAUUCUGAUUUCAGAUAUGAUAGAGUGCAUUUAUUAAACUGUUCCAUGCCCUUAACUACAUGCUUCUGUGUGAAGUGUCUGGUACAGGACUUUUCCUCUUCAGAUCUUUUGGAAAGAUGGGUAGUCUUCUAACAGCUGCUUCCAAUGGCCAAAAUAGUAGCACAAGUUAGAAAAACCUAUAUUUAUCCUAGUCAGUUUUUUUUUCUUCCAAGGGUGGUAGUGGAAGGACUAAAUUCCAUUGCAGCCUGACCAUGUGUUGUGCAGGUUUAUAGCAUUGUAUGUUAGUGGCUCAUUUGGAGUUCUGUUGGUGCAAAAGAGGACAUCAAUGCUGCUGUACCAGUGAUUUCCUCCUGCUGUUGCAGUUGUGUUGCUGUGCUACACAACAACCUAAUGUAUAAUAAAGAAGCAGGGAGAUAUGUUCCCUUUUUAAACAGCUUGGAGCCAGGCGCAGUAUUCUAUUCAAGCAGAAUAAGCCACUGUUGGCAGUGAUAUGGAUCAACCAUAUUAAGGGGCUCAGACUUCCAAUCAGUCUGUGGGGGAAAUUCCUUUGUCUUAACUCAAAAUGAGUCUCCGCAAGCAGCAACAUUCUAAAAUGUUAAUUCCAUUUUUCAAAAUUUCUGUAGCUACCUUUCUCAAAGCUAAUAUUCAGGAGCUCAAUGAUCUUAUGUAAUUCAAUGUUUGGAUUUUAUACAGAAGUUUCAAACAAUGUUCCUUCUAAUUUUUUCCAUCUGUGUGUCGAAUGAGUUUUGUUCCGGGCAGCAGUAUCAAGGCAGUGUGCACACACAUGCAUUCAGAGUGGGGCAUUCCUGGUUCAAGCUGAGUGGGGUCUAAAGUUAAUUGAGUGGACAUAAAAAAAAACCCUGUGUGCUCACACACCCACCCACACCUUAGCGGGAAUACUGGUAUCAAACAGAAUAUGCUUGGAAUUUUUUCCUGAGUCACUAGAACUUUAUACCACUGAUUAUCAUUGUCUUGUAGCUCUCUAGUGAGAUAGUGGCUGACAUACUGAGGAAAAAUUACUCAAAGUGGUCCCUUUGAAAAAAAACAGUAGGUUCAUUAGGCUAAUUUCAAUGGGACUACUUUGAAUAACUUUCCUCAGUGCAGCAGCUAUGUGUAUCACUAUAGUGCAGGAGAUGCUGAAUUGACUAACAGUUAAAUAAAACUUGCUUUUGUACAGCUUCCUAUGUUGUAGCUGCAUCACCUUGAUGGCAGUUGUCAUCUAUGGGUACAAUCAGAUUGUGUUAGCUUGUAGGGUGAUCUACACCAAUGUUUUCAAUGUUUUUGGAGUCAUGGACCGAUACAUCCUUUGUGUACGGUUUCCAGGACCAGCAGUUAGUAAAGGGGUCGCCCCACCCUUGCCCCCAUCUCCAAGCACCCCCAAAACAAUUUCAAGCCAGGUGGGGCACCACCACUGGAAGCUCUCUAGAGCUCCUUUCUAGGCAGGCAGCCCUUGCUACUGGGACAACACUCAUUUAGCUUCCUCGAAAUUAUCUUAGCAGUGAGGGCUGCCUGCCUAGAAAUGAGCUCUGAAGAGCUCCCAGCUGUGGGGGGAUUAAUUCCUCAUGGACCAGCACAGACUGGCACUGGUCCACUGACUGGUGGUUGAGAAACACUGAUCUACACAUUUACGGUGCUCUAGUUUCUGCCUCCUGGCAGAUUUGUGCCAAAGCCAAUGUAAACCAGCCAUCCUGAGGAAAAAGACAAGCAGUCUGACAUAGUGUAAAGAUAGUAAGGGAAGAAGAGUAAAAGGCUUACCUACAUGACUAUGUUGAUGUGUGGGGGCACUGUCCCCACCUUCUCUGACUUCUUGCCAAAUCCUGGCUGCUGCUAAAGACAGGCUGCUUUGUAGUAAAUUCAGUAGAAAUGAAAAAUAUAUUUAGAACUGAGGACAUAAGUAUAAAUGGGAACCAGCUUUUGGGGGGCACUGAUUUCUGCCUGUCCCAUAGCUUAGUAUCACAAGACCCGUUAAGAAGAGGCCUUGUGCUCACUGCUAUUACUACAGAGAGAGCUUUCAGCCAAAGUGCUAUGAAGACAGACCCAAUCUAACACACAAUCGAAGCUGGGAUAAAAUGCAGACAGAACUGCAAAUGACUUCAACUAGUAGACAUAAUGUCCCUCCCAAAUGCUCAAGAAUAUCCCCCAAAUGCUCAAGAAUUCACAGGUGUUUGGCUUGGCAGACAGCAUACUGGGUAUACUACCCGCUUUACUGGUUCUAUUUGCAAAAGUAAGGGCAGGAUAUAGCACUCUGUACUGUAGCUGGUAUUUAAGGAUCCAUCCAUUUAACAAGUGUGCAAGAUUGGAAGCUUCACAUUGUGCCAAAGAACAUGCAAAGUCUUACAAACUAACUGCAAAACGGAAGACUAUUUUCUCUUGUGUUAAUGGCCGACACCCACAGCAGCAUUCUGAGGAGACAGCAAGAGCUGUGUCCUCACAGCAACAAGCUGCUGUUAAUGCAGCCAGUGACCUCCCAAGCAGUAGAGCACAUGCACAGGGGGAGGAGAUGAUUGUUACUGAUCUCCCCUGUCGCCAGAAGUGCUCUUGUCUUUCAGAAAUAUGGCCCUGAGGGCUGCAUAACCUGUAUUUCUGAAAGGCAAAAUGCACUUGUGGAAGCCAUGGAGAUAGCGAAAGUCACACCCACCCCACACAUCCCAAUACUGAAUGUGUUCUCUGCUGCUUGGAAAGCCUCCAACUUCAAGGAUGCCUCCUCUUUCUGUGUCCUUUGUGCACUGCCCUGAGUGUUGGCCACUGUUCUUUUGUAUGCUCUUGAAAGGAAUCUCUACAUAUUUUCCAGUUUAAACCCAAUUAGAAGCUACAGUCCUUACACCAGACACCUUCACGAACAGGGCUUUCUGUUAAAGCACAGAAAACUAGCUACACUGAGGAUCAGGCCAAAAUAAACGUCUCUGUUUAAUCUCUAUUACUAUCACCUUGUUAAACGUUACAAGCAACUUUCUUGAGUUAAAUUACCAGGAAGUUUAACUUCUCUGCAGGAGCAUUCAUAUGAAAUCCAGUUCAUAACCCACAUUUUCUGAAGCUGCUCAGCUGACUUCAGCAGCACUAAUAGAUGUAUUGCUGUCUUACUAGAUUGCUCUUUAGCAUAUUUAAGACAUGCUAUUUAUAGUACCUAAAUAGGACUGACAACUUUUGUAGACAAGAGCAUUACAAGCAGAAUAUAGAUGUAAGGAAAAUUUUAUUAUUUACAAUUAAUAGACAACACAUCGACAGGUAUAAGGCAGCUAAAGUGAAGCCUUUUAAAAAUCAAUCAAUCUGAGUGGGGGGAAAGCACCUGCUUGGCUUGCCCAUUGCAUCCAAUUGGACUGAAAAGUGCUCUCCUUUGGAUGGAUUCCUUAUACAUAUGUUCUCUGUAAUGGCACCCUAGCAAUUUUAUUCCUAUUUAACAUAAUGGCAGUACUGGAAAGGAAGUGUUUAGCCUUGUUUCACUUACUGUUUUGCCACAUUCUGUUAAAUGUUAUUAGUUUGUUUUAUUUUUGACAAAGAGAAUGUAACUUGGAAAAAUGUGCCAGCAAAGUUUUGUCUUAGUUUAAUAAACUGGUGUAAAAAAAAAAAAAAAAUGUAGACAGACUUUUUACUGCAAAGCUAUUCCCUGCAGAAGCACCCCCUCCCCACAACUGAGUACUCUUGAUACAUAUCCUUUUAAGACCUACUUUGUUAAUAGGUAUUCUGGUGUAAAGAACAUUAUUUUGUAUGACAAGAUGAAACCUGAGAGUUGAAGAAUACAUUCUAAUGUGUAGCAACGCUCUUUCCAGAAAGGCAAAUUAAUUCUAUUUAGUGUAAUUAAUAUUGUGAAAAGGGUUUUUUUGUUAAACAAAUAAAUAAAAUAACAUUUUCUAA